UAAGUUAACAAGUUAAAUUUCCUCUUUGAUGCAGUUUUUAUUUUUUUUAUAUUGCUCAGUUUAGUGGCUUCAAAUCACAACUGACAACCCGUACCAUUGAGGCAUCGAUGGCGGUUAUGUUGUCACUGUUAUCAACGUUUAAACGUCACCUCAACUCCGUUCACAAAAUGAACAGAAACUGUAAAACUGACGCAUCUAUUUAAACUCGGCGUCACGUUCAGUAGAGAGCAAGCUCGAACCCGGAAGGGAAGGUCCAUGCAUCUCUCGUGUCGUUGUCAUCUUCGUUUCUGCAUGAACUUCCAGCAUUAGUGUCGUGAACAUAGAGGUUCCUGGUUUCGCAUCCAAAUGGACUGUGUAACGCGGAGCCGAGGAUAGAGGCAGGUCAAGAGUGACAGGUAAAGGAGCUCUCAUCCGCCAUGGGGAACAAAUCAUCGAAGAGUGUGAGCGUCGAGGAGCCCCCUAAAACAACUUUGUUUGAGAGGGAAUCAGAUGGGAUCACAUACAGGAUUCCAGCUCUGCUCUACCUGAGGCACUGUCACACAUUCCUCGCAAUUGCAGAGAAAAGAACCUCCUGUCAUGACCAUGACGCCAAACUUUUGGUUAUGAGAAGAGGAUUGCUCCAAGAGGACGGAUCUGUUCAGUGGACCUCAAGCCAGGAGCUUUCAACUGCAUUUCUGCCAAACCACCGCACGAUGAAUCCCUGCCCUGUGUAUGAGAAAAACAGCAAGACGCUCUUCUUGUUUUUCGUCUGCAUAUGGGGACACACCACAGAGAUAAAGCAGAUCGUGACAGGUAAGAACAAGGCCCGUCUUUGCUGUGUGAGCAGCAUUGAUGACGGGCACACCUGGAGUCAAGCAACGGACUUAACGGAGCUCGUGAUCGGGGAAGCCGCACACAAAUGGGCUACUUUUGCUGUGGGGCCCGGCCAUGGCAUUCAGUUGGAGAACGGCAGGUUGAUCGUGCCUGCUUAUGCCUACCAUGUCCCGUAUAGAUGCUGCUCCUAUCCCAUUCCCUUUACGGUCUACCCACGUGCGCUGUCGAUAUACAGCGAGGACUUUGGCCAGACGUGGCGUCUUGGUAAGAUGCUCCGAAAGAAGUCAUGUGAAUGUGAAAUGGCAGAAAUCAUCGACCACGAGGGCAGGAGUCACCUGUACUGCAACGCCCGACACACUGGGGGCCACAGAUGCGAGGCCCUGAGUGAAAACAGUGGCCUCUAUUUUGAUAAACCCCACAUGGCCAGGGAGCUCGUCGAGCAACCCUCGGGGUGCCAGGGCAGCGUCAUCGGCUUCCCUGCACCCGAGUUCGUCCCCAACGACGACACCGAGAGCAAAGCCUGCGGAACGUCCCUCCUUUCGCCAGACACUCAAACCUGGCUCCUAUUCAUGCACCCGACCAACAAGUCCGAUCGACGGGACAUGGGCGUAUACUUGAACCGAUCCCCCCUGCACUCGUCUGGGUGGGACCGGCCCAGGAUCAUCCACAGGGGGCCGAGCGGUUACUCGGACCUGGCCUACAAUGUGGACAAGGAUCAGUUCUCCUGCCUGAUGGAGUGUGGGAAAGAAAGUGAACUGGAACAAAUUGCAUUCAUGACCUUUUCCCUCAAUGAUGUCAUGCAGACAGGCGAUAAGAAAGAUAAAAAGAUGGUCUGAAUUUGGGUUGAAUGAAGCUCUCCUUUUAUCAUCCCACAACCAGAAGCAAUCCAAGCAGAACACUGUUAAUGUGCUGUAACAUUUAUCUGUGUUUACUACUGUUUUACAUUCUGGAGAUAGUGAUGCAUGCAUGAGUCAUGUGUUUUCUUGCCUCCUUUAGUAAACUAAAUCUUAUUAUAAUUUUGCAGGUGCAUAUAUUAGAAAUAGGUUAUUUUAAAUUGGUCAUGUGGUUGAUUUUAAGCAUGCUGUGUUGAAGUGUCAUUUUUUUAAGCAACUAUUGUAUGUGGCAUGUUUGGUGAUCGCUUCAAAGCCGUUUCAGCAUCUUAUUGAAGCGGCACAGCAGAAUUAGCCUACCUCUUUAUUUUCUUAUGAAGAUCAUAGGAUGCCUUGCAAACUAGUCCACUGAUUUCCCACCCUAAAAUCCUCUCCUUUACAUUUAGUGUACUCUAAUUCACAUAUGCCUUCUACUGUAUCGUUUUAUAUGGAAGCUGUAGAGCAGCAUCGUUAGUGCUCCGCCUGUGAAGGUCACAGUAAGUGCCAUAAAGCUGUCGAUAAAACAGGGAAGGGGAAAUUUAACAUGGACAUCUAACAUAGAGUUCAUUAAUGAAGAGACCAAACAUACCGCUAUGAAUCUUUUUAUUUUAUUUUAUGUUUAAAGCAGCUCAAGCAACUGGUCUCUUGGAUCCAGUCUUCACUUGGAGAAUGAUGUAUGCUGUGUAAUUUUAAAGGGCAUAUAUCAUCUUUUUGAUACAAUUCUGCCUUUUAAAAUGUGUUCAGGCUUGUAGCUCAUGAUAAUUAUUUUCAUUUGCUUGACGGAAGUAAAGAAAUAUAAAUAAAUAAAAAUUAAUAAUAAUAAUAAAUUUAAAAAAGCAGGGAAGAUAGACAUUGAGCACAUGGCAGCUGAGGAAGCAGCGGAUAAUUACCAGUAAGUGAUGCUGUUAUGUUUGCAACGCUGUGCAUAACACAAUGGCUACCAACUCGAAUUUGAUAUAUAUGCCCAUUAAUUCGUUGCGGAAGAUGCUUUCUGAGAGCUGUAGCUUGGCAACCCUACAAACCAGUAGCCUAACUAAAGAUUAAAAAGUGCUCUCUGGUGAGACCAGUAGGCUCGUAAUUUUCCACAGCAGUGAAUUGUCACUGCUGUCAGUUUCUGCCAAUUCACAUUAUUUGUCCAUGAAUACAAAUUACUUGAAGCUAAUGGUACACAUAGGGAAGAGAAGUUAAAAUACUGAUAGACAGGCCGACCGGAGCUGCGGCAAAUGCUUGUACAUUUGUCUCAGACAGCUGAAGCUAAUUAUCGUGGAUAAACAUGCCAGAGGAUCGUUUGGGGAGAGUAGUUUUUGGUACAUUUCCUGCACAUAGGGUCACUUUAGUAAAAGUCCCUGCUCCAUUGUCUUUUAGUGUUCCCAGUAAGAGGUCACGCAUCCGUUCGACAUGCACUGGUAAAAUUGGUAUUAUUAUUUUUUUUUAAUAUCAAGAACGCAGUCCCUGUCUUAUGUAGUCCAUCUAACGCCACGGAUCUGGAUAUCACGUCAUCAUCCAUAUGUGGUGCUUACUUUCUGUUUUUUGAGACAGACGUGUCUUCAAAGGCUUUGUAGUUGUCAAAAAGUGCUUUUAAAUGUACUUAAUCUGCUUUGAAAGACAGUGACAAAAGCCAGUUAUGAUUUAUUUAUUCACUAUACCUCGUUAACUCUAAAAUAUAUUUGCCCUGUAAGCAUUUGAAACUGUAUCCUGAAGUUUACAGGAACCUAGUGAAGAACUGCUCAAAUAUGCAGAACGUUUUUUUUUUUUGGUGCUUCAUUUGCACUGAGAUAAAACUGAUUUCCAGUAAUUUACCCUAAAAGAAUGAGACUAGUUUUUGAGCAAAAAUAUGAUUAAAUGCUUUUUAUAGUUUUAGCUGUUCUGCACAGUAAUAAUAGACUGUUUAUAUGCGAGUUAAAGACAUCAUGUUUUAGUAGAAACCGGAUUAGGUGAGUGGUUAGACAGGGUUUAGAAAAUGUAGUCACUACAGUUUUGUCUGCAAACAGAUGCAGAACAUUAUAUGUUGCCCAGGCAUUUAGAGCUCCCUCCACACUUAUUGGUACACCUGGUAAACAAUGGGUAAAAAGUCAUCUUUUAUCAGUACCUUCAAGAUGGACUUUCAGUUCAAUUUAGUUUAUUUAUAUAGCAGCAAUUUUAUCCCAAAUAUUAUCUCAAGGCUCUAAAACAACAAAUUAUUGAAAUUAAAAUCCAGAAAUAUAUAAACAGAUCAAACCAAUACAAUCUAAUCGUAUAAACAGAUUAGAAUCUAAUUGCAUGCAUUUCUAUUUUUCUGUUUUUUUGAGUUCCCAGUUGGAAAUCCAACAAAACGUCUCUUGAAUUCGGAAUUAAAACUGGGAAAAUUGAGCAGGCCCAAGUUUAGUAUCCAAUGUAGCUGCGUUGCAAAAAGAAAUGUAGUGAAAGUUCCCCUGCGCAAUCUUUCUUAACUCAGGUGUGACUUCAUUUCCGCCUCCAAGCUCUGACUCUCAAAGGGCAAAACAAACGCACCAAUAAUUAUUUUUUAUUGCAACAACUAAGAUAUUUUAGAAAAUACAAUUUAAAUUCUUCCUAUAAUGACAAUGAAAUUAUUGCCACCCAAACAAUUCCUUUACAUAAAUGUAACUGAAGUAUUUGUUUUUUCUAUUUUACACUUUAUGUUUUUUAGAUUGAUGUCUACAAUAGCUAGAACUGUGACAAACAACCCAAAUUUUUGCUUCCCAGAAAGAGAAGUAAAAAAAUAAGGAAAAGUCACCAAGUCUCUAUAACAACCAUUUAAUUAAGGGCUUUUAACACAUCUAGUAAGAGUUUUCAGCUUGCAAUAUUGGUAACAGAAGGGUUUUGUUGGUAUUAAUAUUUUGGGAUUAAUAUUUUCAGCAUUAGACAUGCAAAGGUUUACAUGUCAUAAUGUAGACCAACAGCUUGCUGAACGUUUGGCCGCACCACAAACGAAGACCAUGAAUUUAACUAGAAUAAAGAUCGAAGCAUCCAAACAUGAGCAAUGAACACCUUACAUGCUUUUUUACAGCCUCUUCCUGGUCCCAAAGCAUAAAGUACUUCAUAGUGAUGCAUUUUAUUCAGAUUUUUUUUUAAGCCAACAUCAUCUUGAUAUUCUGGCGAUUGUUAAAACAAAGUUAUUGGAUAAACUUCAGAGGCCAAGAGGACUGUGAAAAUAUAAUACUGUGUAUGGAUGAUUUUUUUUCCUAAAGGCAAUGUUAUGUAUAGCAGCAACCAUACAGUUAAGUCUGGGUCAAAUUCCAAUAAUUGGAAUAAACCAUCCAUGUACUUUUAAUUGGUUAGCAGCUGUCUAUGUUUCAUCAGAAUAAGUAAAAAAAAUCAACAGUUUUAUUUGCCAGUUCCUUGUCAUUACAAAGGUGAUUUGGAAUAAAAUAUGAUUCCAAUCAUUAUUUUUAAAGUUAUGCUAAUUAUUCUUGACAACAAACUGCUUUUAACUCAGAUUUUGCGUGGUUAUGACUGACAGGGAAAAGCUUCUACGUCUUUAAAUUCAACAUAGAACAGUUAAGUGCUGCUUUUUUAUUAUGGUGCCAAAAAGGCAAAUAUCAAACAUAACUUUUUUUUUUUGCCAAAAACUUAAACACUUCUCAUGUUUGCAGCUGUGGUGACUAUUACAACAGCAGAACGGUAAACUGCAAAAAAAUGUUCUGUAUUUAUUAUUUGAACAUGUACACUCAUCAGAUAAAUAAUAUAUUUAUUGAGCUUUAAUAUUUAUUUGCAAAGCAAUAUUCUUUUUUAAUUCCUUGCACAUUUAACAUUAUUUCGUGAACAGGCCUGUAUUUCCAGACAGAAUUAGUAAAUAUGUGCAAGACUGUGAUGCAGAUUCAAUAAGCUUGGUACUCUGGGGUAAAAACUUGUUACAGCAGAUGGAGACUCACUGUUUGUGGGAGCCACUCAGAAUUUGCACAAAACAAACUACUGUACCGACUUUAACAUCUCAUUUGCCUAUUGUUGUGAGGCAAAAUGCCUCAUGGUUGUUUUGUUGUAUUCCUACUGGCUGUUGUGGAAAGUGAAAAAACCUGCAUGAAACCUGUAUUUUAGUAAAAAAUAAAAGUAACUUCCAAUGA
This is a messenger RNA of Girardinichthys multiradiatus, 5743 nucleotides long. Its product is annotated as sialidase-3-like. Gene Ontology annotation, biological process: oligosaccharide catabolic process; ganglioside catabolic process. Gene Ontology annotation, molecular function: exo-alpha-sialidase activity. Bases 417 to 1649 code for a protein of 410 amino acids. Lineage: Eukaryota; Metazoa; Chordata; Actinopteri; Cyprinodontiformes; Goodeidae. The record is from RefSeq and is a predicted model, not a curated record. The transcript is spliced from 3 exons. Gene Ontology annotation, cellular component: lysosome; cytoplasm; membrane.